UUAUUGACCAAGCGUUUGAAUAUUGGAAAAUCAUUGAAAAAGAAGGAAUGCAAAUUGACGUUUGUGAGUGGUUAGCUACUGUGGGUGCUGAUAUCGUUUCAACAACUGCAACCGGACAAAGUAUGGCAGCAACAACUAAAUUAUUUAAUUCAUUAAAUAUUGAGAAUAAAAAAUCUUUACAAGGAAUUUGGGAAAAUGGCGUUAAAUUCUGUCAAUCAACUCAUUUGUAUAAUAAAUCAGUGGCAUUUAUGAUGUUAAUUCCAGCCAAGUUUCGAAGGAAUCUCCCAUUUAUUAACAAUAUUAAUAAAAAAUAUUUGGAUAAUAGGGAUUGGAUAUAUGAUGAAUUGGACAGAAUCGUUUCCGAAAAGCAAAAAGAAAUUGAAAAUACACCUUUUAGUCAGCCUCUUGAGCUAAAUAUUUUAACUUUAUUACUUACAACAAAUACGGAAAGAGAUUUGGACAAAAUUUCU
Messenger RNA from Racocetra persica, 470 nucleotides. NCBI's taxonomy places the organism in Eukaryota, Fungi, Glomeromycota, Glomeromycetes, Diversisporales, Gigasporaceae. The record is from the annotation of a GenBank genome assembly.